Messenger RNA from Suillus paluster, 1508 nucleotides. RefSeq names its product Di-sulfide bridge nucleocytoplasmic transport domain-containing protein. Gene Ontology annotation, cellular component: nuclear membrane; nuclear envelope. The record is from RefSeq and is a predicted model, not a curated record. Bases 150 to 1349 code for a protein of 399 amino acids. NCBI's taxonomy places the organism in Eukaryota, Fungi, Basidiomycota, Agaricomycetes, Boletales, Suillaceae. Gene Ontology annotation, biological process: nuclear envelope organization; lipid homeostasis. The transcript is spliced from 5 exons.
GUGUUGCAGAUGCGUGUGUCAGGCUCGUUCACCCAGGUGUCUGUGGCUUGAAGCUUCCCCGUUACCUUUCGCAGUUUCUUCCUGUUUAACGACUCAAAACUCGCCGUGAACUAGCAGCGGUCUACUUCAGCCAAAGUGCAUGUGACGUGAUGAAUAUAAAUACCCACCUGCAUGCGCAGAGAUCGACAGAGGCUCCAAUGGACUUCCAGUUCACGUCCCGACCAAGCAGUAAUACAAAGCCAGUCUGGGCUUCUGAUGAUGGCAUAAAUCCCCCCAAAAAACGUCCAUUCGAUCACCUCCAACCCACAAGCCCGGCAUUUCCUCAUCCACCUCAAACCCCCAUGUUUGGGGGAAAUCGCAACGUGCCAUUCAUUUUUCAGGCUCCAGUACCGCAGGCUCCUCCAGUCCACGCAUGGGCGCCUCCCGUCAAUUUCUCAUCUCAGAAAGCAUUUCCCCCACUCGCACCUCAGGAGCCGCGGAAUGUGGAUACGUCCGAGCCAGACCCUCCUAAUACCGAGGCUUCUGAGAGAGAAAGUGGGAGAAUAGUUGCCACAGGGGCGCUCAGAAGAAUUUUCAAUUUGAGGCAGAGGGCUCGUACGAAAAGCCAUCAAGCUGUACCGUUACGCAACGACGCAGUGUACGGCAGGAAGGAAGGAAGUGAUACCGGUGCAGCUCAUGUUGGACCUGUGACACACAAUACGACAAACAAUUACAUUGUCAACAUGGGGUCUGCCCCGGCGCCGCAGCCAGACAGACCACAGGUCCUGCUAGGAUAUUUACAAGUCUUUUUCUACCUGUCACUGGUUGUGUUGUUUCUUUAUUUCCUGGUGCAGUUCAUUAUCACAGUACAACAUGAUGUUGAACACCGCGUCUCAGAAUACUCGAUGGAUAUCGUACAAGACAUUGCCAUGUGUGCCACACACUACAGAAGCAACAUCUGUGAAAGCAACACUCUGCCUGCCAUGAUUCAACAAUGUGCAUCUUGGAAAACAUGCAUGAAUCGUGACACGGCGACGGUUGGCCGUGCUCGAGUAGGUGCGGAACUCAUUGCUGAAGUUGCAAAUAGCUUGGUGGAGCCUAUCAGCUGGAAAACCUUGGCUUUUACAUUGACGUCACUAUCUUUAUUGACGCUCGUUGUUAAAUCCUUGUUCUCCCUGAACCGCUCGCGUCACGAAGCUGCCCAUUCUCCACCAACGUAUCCAGUUCUCCCUAUAGCACAAUUGGCUCAUCAUUCCCUCCCUUCUGGCCCUACACCUGGGGGUUCUGGGCUCGGGAAUGGUGACGAUAUCACGGAGGAUGCACCUCGCAGAAGACGUCUAGAAGGCGGACGGGCUGUUAGAGUGAACUGACGGAUUUCUUUUUAGAUGACGCUGUCGCGACGUACGUUGUCGAAGCUUUCUAAGAGAACACAUCGAAGAAACAGGGUGUCAUUGAUUGUACGAAGGCGGCUUCAACACCCAACAAGGCUACAGACGCCGUGAAAAAGAAAGUGCUGCUCGAGCAGACAG